CGAUUUGUACUACAAAGAAUAAACGUUCACUACAAAGCUUCUCGUCAUCAUCAUCAUUGACCGUUCUGUUUAACUCGCUCCUCUUGUUUUCUCUCAACUCACCGAGUCACCAACCCACCAGAAAUUAAAAAUGAUGCACAUGACAUUUUACUGGAGCAAAGAAGUAACAAUUCUCAUCGAUUCAUGGCGAACAAAAACAUGGCUAAGUUACAGUUUAACCCUUCUCGCCUGUGUAUUUGUUCCAAUUUUGUACCAGAUCUUAGAGAACUGCCGAGUCCAACUCAGAGUCUCGGCGGCGAAAGGUGGAUCGCCGGGCGGGUUGCAGGAGCCUAUGAUCGGGUCUAAGAUUAGCGGCGGCGGAGGGAAAUGGUCGGCGGCGCGUGUAGGUGGGGCGUUGCUUUUUGGGGUGAAUUCGGCGAUUGGGUAUUUGUUGAUGCUUGCUGUGAUGUCGUUUAAUGGAGGAGUAUUUUUGGCAAUUGUGAUUGGGUUGGGUAUUGGGUAUUUGAUUUUUAGAAGUGAUGAUGAGAAUUUGAUGAGUAUUAUGGAUAAUCCAUGUGCUUGUGCUUGAAAAAAAAAAACAGAAUUGAAUUAGGUUUGAUUUUGUUUUUGUAUGUAUUGUAUUGUAUAAUUUGUAUUGGCAUGUUUUUAAGACUUUUUUCUUAUUGAUAUGCUAAUUUAUUUGAAGAUA
Molecule: messenger RNA, 688 nt
Organism: Mercurialis annua (annual mercury)
Lineage: Eukaryota; Viridiplantae; Streptophyta; Magnoliopsida; Malpighiales; Euphorbiaceae
Product: copper transporter 5-like
Exons: 1
Coding region: 131-568 (145 amino acids)
Biological process (GO): copper ion transmembrane transport; intracellular copper ion homeostasis
Cellular component (GO): plasma membrane
Molecular function (GO): copper ion transmembrane transporter activity
Source: RefSeq, a predicted model, not a curated record